Messenger RNA from Podarcis lilfordi (Lilford's wall lizard), 20679 nucleotides. The record is from the annotation of a GenBank genome assembly. NCBI's taxonomy places the organism in Eukaryota, Metazoa, Chordata, Lepidosauria, Squamata, Lacertidae.
CGGCAACUGCCGUUCCGGGAGCAGGACGGGGUCAGCAGUGCCCCGGAAGCGGAAGCGGCGUGACUGGGAGCGGUCGCUUUCCUUUCCGGCCGGGGAGCGUGCUCGGGGCAGCGAGAGAGGCCGUCUGUAGCCAUGAGCGUCCCGGCUUUUAUCGAUAUAACCGAGGAAGACCAGGUCAGGAUGGGGAGCGGCUGCUGGUUUCCCUCCGUCGCUGCCCCUCCCGGAAUACAGGAGGGCAGCUGUUGCCUCCUCAGGUGCCAGAGGCCACCGCUAGGGAGGGGGGGGAAUCACUCGAGGGACCUCAUUCAGACGUAUACACGGGUUCCACGCGCGCCCUACGAAGCGCCGCUUUGAAGCGAAGUGCUCCCAGCCUCUGCCGUGAAGGACGCCGAGGCUGGCGGGGCUUUGCUUCCUAGCAGCUUCGUAGGCCCAGCUGGGGCCUCGUCCGGCCUUUAGACUCGGAUCCUUUCUGCACCUGCUCGCCCCUCCCCCCCCCGGCCGCUGUGGCCUCGCUAGCAAACGCCCUUCCUGCGAGGUUGGUUGCCCGGGAGCCUUUCUCGCUGGAUCAGCCCCGCUGUCUCUAGUGGCGCUUAACCGCCCAGGGAUUGUGUUUAAGAGCACGAUGGGAAAUGAAUAUUUCUGCCUGUCAACAUGUAUCGAAUGAGAAGUUACAGGCAGUAUAAUCAUAGCUGUCAACGUUCCCCUUUUUUAAAGGGAAAUUCCCUUAUUCCGAAUAGGAUUCCUCGCAAGAAAAGGGAAAAGUUGACAGCUAUGUGUAUAACAGGGGUCAGCAACCUAAGGCCCAUGGGCCGGAAGCGACCCACGGAGGUUGUUUGACCGGCCCACGAGCCACCCCCAAACUGAGUUGCCCACUUGCGCGCAGCGCAGGGACUCGCUUCUGCAGCACCGGAAAUCGUGUAUGUGCACGCACAGAUGCCAAAAAUCCCGUGCACGAUCCGGCCCGUGGAGGGAUCUCCAUAUCUCCAUGGGACCAAUCUGGACCAGACAAGAUAAACCUUGCUGACCCCGCUGUAUAAUAUAGAGAGCCCCAUGAAGGGCUUUGUUUGGAGGCUGAUCUGAUCAUAUUUCUUUACUACUACUCCCCCUGCUUUGUAUGUGUUAGUGGUUCUUGUUCAGGAAGAAUAGAGAGCAUAUUCUUAAAUGUAUAUUUAUUACAUGGCUAGGAGGAAUGUGAUCAAGUAGUGGGAGCUUUGGAGUUAAGCUAUUUAACACAGCAUCGGCGUAGAGUCACAAAGAGUAAACAGGAUUAUCAUAAGUGUAUAUUUAUGACAUUACUAGGAGGAAUAUGAUUAAAGGAUGUUAUUUUUAUAGAUGCUUUUUUCCUUUGAAAAGGCUGCAGAACUAAGGGCUUACUUGAAAUCUAAGGGAGCUGAGAUAUCAGAAGAAAAUUCUGAAGGUGGACUUCAUAUUGACUUGGCUCAGAUCAUUGAAGCAUGUGAUGUGUGCCUGAGGGAUGAUGAUAAAGGUUGGUGUUUGCAUAAUUUAGGAAGCUAUUGAUAAGCAUCUGACCUAGAGUUGUGCUCUAGUUUCUUUAUCUGCCUUCUAGAAAAGUGAGAUGUUCUCCUUUAGGGCAUAAUUGUAUACAAGGGGCCAAGUUUUACAUGUGGGCACAGCUGCCUACCUGUCAGUUACCUGAUGAUAAAUCUAAGUCAAAGGAUAGAGUGAGGCUUUUAUUUAGAAAAAUAAGAACACUGAAGUGGAACAUGAUAAACAUACUGGAUAGUGUGGAGUAAUUGGGUAGAACUUGACAUUUCCCAAUGAAUUUGUUUAGCAGUCAAUUUCAAGUGCUUCUUCACACAAUGUAUAAUUAAUUAAUUAUUAGUCAUCCAAUGUAUAAUUAGCAAUGGUGUCCUGAUUUGCACAACUGUGCAGAGGACAGGGGUGUAACAGUUUUUUGUCUAAUGCCAGUUAUCAAAGUAGCCAUUGUAAUUUUUUUAUACUUCAUUUCAACACCCUUCAGACAAAAACAAGAGAGUUGUAUGGAUGUAUCUAUGGCCUUUUAAACUGGGAGUGUGUGUUUCAGUUUUUGUUAAGUAUGUUGUGUUAUGUAUUUUUGUGUCUUUAUACUGUAAGCUGCCCUGUGGUGCUUGCAUGAAGGGCGAUAUAGAAAUUCAAUAAAUAAAUAAAUUGGAAGUCAAGUAAACAUGCCACAGUUACUGUUGGUGUUUGCAAAAAGAGUUUUCUGUAUGUUGUAUUAACAAUGUAAAGCUGAGACAGUCUUACCAAAGAACAAUUCAGUGUCACAUUUUUCAUUACAGAAAUAUGUUUUUGUUUUUCAAUAUAGAUGUUGAAAGUGUGAUGAACAGUGUAGUAUCUCUGCUUCUUAUUCUGGAACCUGACAAACAGGAAGCUUUGAUUGAAAGUCUGUGUGAGAAAUUGGUCAAAUUUCGGGAAGGUGAACGACCAUCACUCAGACUGCAGCUGUAAGUGACUUAGGUGAUUGAAUGGAAUAAAUACGUCUUGUACCACAAUUAUUCCAUGAGAAACAGGAUUUUUGGCAGAAUGUAUUAAGGGUAUCUUUGAGUGGGUCAGUAAAUUAUGUCUGGGCUUGAUGGCCAAUCAUUAGUGUCUUCCAAUCAGUUGUAAGGUAAAGGUAAAGGACCCCUGGACAGUUAAAUCUGAUCUCACCACAAUAAUGCUUUGAGUUAGAUGCACUGGAAGCAGCGGUCUGGGAACAGUGGGGGAUUCAAAGAAAUAGGGUGCCUCUAUCAUUCUGGGACUAGUUAAGGGCAGCCACUUGCCAUCAUGCUUUGCAUUCUUAAAUAAGAAAAAGUACAAGUUUAUCUGGUUGCAGAUGCACUGCAGAUUGUACACUGGUACAAAACAUACAUACUGUCAAAGAGAUUUUGGCUGCAGUCCCAUGUGCAUUAACUUGGAAGAAAGUCUUACUGAAUUUGUGCAGUUCGCCUCUGAGUAAGCAUGUGUAGGAAUAAUUUUGUACUGCUGAAAAAGAGAAGAGAGAGGUGGAACCAAAGCAAAUAAACACUUGUUAGACACAUAGAUUUUAUUCAGUAUUUUAUUUACAUACCAGAGUAAGCAAAUUUAUUAAAAGCUCUUAAAUAGAAGCUCUGAAAGCCACCAGUUUUUUUUGCACCACGUGCAAGGUAUGGCACAUUUUAAAAGGGAAUGUUAGGCAAAUGUGGAUAUAUGCUACAAUGGAUAUGUCUAGUUUUAAAUCCCUCUCCUUCCAGUGCUUGGGUUAAGCAGAACAGCUUCCAUUUCAGCCCAACUCCUCAUGUUUCAUAGAUAUUAGCAACAUACUCCAAGCUUGAGGACUCUUCCAUCCAUGCUGACCUCUCUAUGCCAUAUUGUCGUCCCAGCCCUGUUUGAGUACAACAAAAUCACUCUUGAGAUUCUCACUCCUACUAACUGCUCUACAGUUCUUCCUGCUGCCAUUGCUCAAUGCAGCAGUGAGCACAACCCCUUUGCCUACUUAAGGCAAAAACUUUUUCUUCUGCUGCUUAGGCAAACAUAAGACACAACUUGAGUGAAACUUGGUUGAACUUAAUAGUGGCAGAAGUGAUGACUUUAAACAUUUUUAAUGCUUGUAUUUAUUUCUGUGUACAUUACAUGAGCAGUGUAUGUCCAUUAAUACAUUACAAAUGUUGGAAAUUAAUUGACUUGUCAUUAUUCCUUAGACUGAGUAAUCUCUUCCAUGGCAUGGAGAAGAAUACCCCUUCAAGGUAUACAGUCUACUGCAGCCUCCUUAAAGUAGCCUCCAGCUGUGGAGCUAUACGGUACAUUCCAACUGAACUGGAGCAGGUAAGCAGUUGAAUAGUAUUUGCAUAUUAACAAAGAAUACCUUAAAAAAUUAAUAAGAUUUGCAACAAACCAAAAUACAUCAUAAGAAUUACAUAAUAAGAUGCAUAAUCAAGAACCCCUUCUUGAUUAAGGGAAUCCCAAAUUGUGAUUGUAAAAAUAACAAACGUGUUGUUGUUUUCUUUAUGCAAGCCUGUCUGGAGUGCAUCCCAAGACAGAGAGUAUCCAUUCUCUUAAGGGAAAAGUAAAGCAUGGAUGGGAAAUUUCCAUUAAUGAUUUCUGCUCCUGAGCAAGGCACAGAACAUAGUUUCAUAAUUUCACAUUCUUCUGAUUUUUAAAAUAUUUGCAUUUUCAAAAAUUGAACUUAAAAUAACUUUUCUCAGUAGUGAAAAUCAUUGCCUUCUGUGUCAAACCUUUUAUAGGUUCGAAAAUGGAUUUCAGAUUGGAAUCUUACCACGGAGAAAAAGCACACCCUUCUUCGACUGCUCUAUGAUGUUCUCGUGGAUUGCAAAAAGAGGUAACUGAGACUACGUACUGUGCCAAACAAUGUUGGCACAAUUCAUUGAGGCAGGGGAAGAUCACCAAAUAUUUACCAUUUCAAUUAUUGUUUUUAAAUUUGUAUGACUUGUGUUCAGUUGUGUGCUUAAUAUAAAGGGCUGCUUGUUCCAUUUGAAUGGUACAAAUAUUAAUUAUUAGAUUGCAUAUGACAAUUUAUGUUUAAUAAUAUUUUUAUUUUGGUAUUAAAUGCUAUAUUGUAAACUGUUAAGCCAUCAUAGAGGAGAAAGGAGUCAUUUUUAAAACACUCCUCCUCCACGUCCAUGUUUGUUUCAUGGGGUGCAAGUGGGGUGAAAAGGAGAUUGAUUUUUCUCUCUACCUGAACAUUGGGGAAGAUGGGUAGAGUGUUUUUGGGGUAAAGGUCUCUCUCCUCUGUUGGGUUUGCUUGAAAUGAUUGCUCAAGUGGUGGAGAACAGGUGAGCGUUAAUGAUUGCUCAAGUGGUGAACAGGUGAGCAUUCAUCUGAUCUCCACUCAAAAAACGAUGGAUUAUCUUAGACAGAAGAAACUGAUCUCCAGUUUCUCCAUAUGGACUGAGUUCAAAAAGUGAGACAGGUAUAUACUAUACUUUCUUAUUGACACACACAAUUAAUCAGUUAUCGGAGCCUGAUGUUUCUGGAGUCUUUACUGGAAACGUAAUGUGGAUGGUUUUUCCCUUCUGAGUGCAAACUAAAAAAAGAAAAGAAAGCACAAGAACUCACCGCAGCCUACUUCUGUUCUUUUUAUAGUGAAGUUUUACAGAACUGCUUGAUAAGACUUUUUUCCAGGUCAAACUUGAUUGUGAUAGUGAUUAGCUGUCAGUACAAAAUCUUAAAAUAGCAAAGGUCUCACUAGGGCUGUUAAAAAACUGUGCUAGUAAAGAAAAUAGACUUUGGGGCUUUAAGAAAAAUGGAGAUAUGCCUUUGUUUUGAUUAAAGAAUAGAUGUGUCUUUUAUUAUGAUAAUAUGAAAUUAUGUUGUUUUUCUAAGCUGUUCUAUUUGGGUCUUGAGAAUCACUGGUGCUAAAUGUAGAAACAUGACGCUUGACAUUGGGAUUAGUCUUAAGAAAACCCUCAAGGUUGAAGUAGUGGUAAUAGCACAAUAUAGUUGGAAGUAAAGCUAAUUUUUGUAUGAAAGCUGUGCUUUUAUAACUUAAUGUUAUUGUCAUCUUUCAAAAGCCAAUUAAAAGCAAAACAAGAUCACCAUUUUAUAAAUGCACUGUUCCCAUAAUAUGAGAUGCUCUAAUUUUGAAAGUAACAUUUUUUUAUUUGACUUUUAUUAUCCUUUUAUCCAAGAGAUUUAUAGCCUUCCCUUCAUCAAUAUUGUGUUGUUUCAAUUACAUUCAUUCUCAGGAGCAAGAUAGUGUAAGUAAGAAAUUGUACUCUAUAAGUGUAGUAAUUGAGAAUAGAGAUUUCAGUAACAGAAGAGUGAAGCCCUCCCCACUCCUGAUAAUAUCUGCUCCUUGAUUUUCAUACAAUUUUCAGCAUUACUUUGCUUUUUAAUGAUUGUAUCCAGAUGUGUUCUAGUAAGUCGUGUAAAGAUGUUUUCACCUAAGAGAGAAAAUUCUGUAACUGGCAGGUAAUUUAUCAGUUUAAAAGUAUAAAAUAAACUGUAAAGUUCUACUUUUUAAAAAAAAAAACAAAGACCCCUGAGACUGAAUGACUAUGCAGCUGUUUUACCACUUUGGUACCAUUGACAGUCAAAACUCCUACAUCCUUUCAAGUGCACUUUUCAUUUGAAUCAUAGCUUCACAGUGCCUUUAACUAUCUGACCAUCUCCUUUGAUACUUCCUUUCUCAUACAGUUAGAAUUUUGGGGUCACCCAAUGAAUCUGAAUGUUGGAACAUUCAGGAGAAACAAUAAGAAGCACUUACUCACACAGUGUAUAAUUAAGCAAUGGAAAUUGCUCUAACAUAACUACUGCAUGUAUGGGAUGCGGGUGGCGCUGUGGGUUAAACCACAGAGCCUAGGACUUGCCAAUCAGAAGGUCGGCGGUUCAAAUCCCCGCAACAGGGUGAGCUCCCGUUGCUCGGUCCCUGCUCCUGCCAACCUAGCAGUUCGAAAGCACGUCAGAGUGCAAGUAGAUAAAUAGGUACCGCUCCGGUGGGAAGGUAAACAGCAUUUCUGUGCGCUGCUCUGGUUCGCCAGAAGUGGCUUAGUCAUGCUGGCCACAUGACCCGGAAGCUCCCUUGGCCAGUAAAGCGAGAUGAGCGCCGCAACCCCGGACCUAAUGGUCAGGGGUCCCUUUAUCUUUAACUACUGCAUGUAGUACAAGCAACAACCGUCUUAGACACAUCCAACUGAUGUGCAACCAUCACACCGAUCCCAGAAGUGGCUGUAAAAGGGGGUGGGUUGGGGGCGGAGUGGGCUUGCACGUGCUCUGCUGACACGUGUGGGGUUCAGGAAAGUAAACCCCCACGCAAAACAGUUGUCGCCUGUUAUAAUUGCUGACUUGGACAGGGGUUGAGGCAACUUCAUAAGCUACGAACUACUUGAGAACCGGAGAUUAUAUAUACAGUGGUGCCCCGCAAGACGAAUGCCUCGCAAGACGGAAAACCCGCUAGACGAAAGGGUUUUCCGUUUUUGAGUUGCCAUGGGACGAAUUUCCUAUGGGCUUGCUUGCAAGACGAAAAUGUCUUGCGAGUCUAGAGAUUUUUUUCGCUUUCCCCCUUUAUCUAAUCUGCUAAGCCUUUAAUAGCCUUUAAUAGCCUUUUAGCAGCUAAUCCCUAAGCCUUUAAGCCUUUAAUAGCCGCUAAACCGCUAAUAGCGCUAAUCCGUUAAGCCGCUAAUAGGGUUGCUUCGCAAGACGAAAAAACCGCUAGACGAAGACUCUCGCGGAACGGAUUAAUUUCGUCUUGCGAGGCACCACUGUACCUUUGAAUGCCUGUUGUUGAAGUGUGAGUGGCAGAAAGCUGUCAGACUUGGUUCCUCCGUACGGGCUUCCCAUGUGCAUCUGGUUGUGAGCACAGGAUGCUGGUUUAGUUAGGUCUUUUUUCUGAUCCAUCAGUCCCCUUAUACUAAGUUUGUACUUUUUGAAAUGAUUUUAAAAGGAAGUACUGUUUCUUGCCCACAGUGAUAAUGCAGCAAAAGUAAUGGUAGAGCUGCUGGGAAGUUACACAGAGGACAAUGCUUCUCAAGCCAGAGUUGAUGCUCACAGGUAAUGUAAACGUUACAAACUACAUUUAGGAUUGUUUAAUGUGUUAAUGGUCAGUGAAAGUUUCAGUAACAAGAAAUGCAGCCCCAAACAUGCUAAAUUCUUAUUCCUCUCCCCACUCUCCAAAUACUUUGCUUGCCACUUCAGAUUUGUAGAUGAAUGGCAAGGGGUUUUGCUAAAACGUUUUGCUGAUGGUGAGAGCACAACCGGUAAUGUGUGGGAUGUGCAGGGAUUCUUAACUGAAUACAGUCGUACCUUGGUUGUCAAAUGGAAUCCGUUCCAGAAGUCUGUUCAACUUCCAAAAACAUUUGACAACCAGGGAGCAGCUCAAUCGGAAACUGCAUCGGGUGUUUGGCUUCCAAAAAACGUUCGCAAACUGGAACACUCUCUUCCGGGUUUGUGGUGUUCAGGAGCCAAAACAUUUGAAUUGCAAGGUGUUCGAGAUCCAAGAUACGACUGUACAAAAUAUCUCCCACAUUAGAAUGCCUAAAUGUCACCCUCUUAUAUUUUUCAAAGUGGUUUUUUGUUUUUGUUUUUUGUAUUUUAGCGGUGGCCAAGACCUGUUGGUAUAAAAAUAACCUUCUUGUCUAGGGUAAAAGAAAAGUUCAGUUGAAGUACAUGUCUAAGACAGUUAAGUUCAUUUCCUGUCCAAUUCCUUUACAACUUCCGCACAGGACGCAGAAUCUGUGUGUAUGAAACGGCAAUUCUUUGACUUCUGUCUGGAUCUUAGUGUUUGUAGAAAAUACCAGUUGAAUGCAUCAUCAACAUUUUUAAACAUUAUCUGAGACUGUGUAAAAUGCCUUUCCAAUAUCAUUCUGUAGUUGAUCUGCCCUUACAGUGAUGCAUAGUUAGGGCACUUGGCUCUGCCGCUUAUUGGGAAGUUAUACACUGAAUAGAUUUCUUCAAACAGGGAGACGUUCCAUAAUAUUAAAGAAAACAUACUCUAGUUUGGACUCCUGUUGUAGCUGCCAUUGGUUUGGGUUUGUUAUGAAUGGGGCAGUUUGGAAAGGUUUAUAUAAGAGAAGUAGGGAGAAAUACCAGCCUUGGUAGUUCUUCCAGGUAGUAGCAAGCAGUGUGUCAUAUGUUAUCAUGGUGGAAAGUAGUGGAGGCAAGGGUUAAAUUGCAGUUCAUGCAAGUGUAACAGGCAGGAGGAAAGUGUCUCUGAGCAGGUACAGGAGGAAUGCGGAGUAACUAAUAUUUGGUAUAGAAAGGAGAUCAAUCUGCAAUUUUUUUGUUGGUUUCCAGUUCCCUCCAUUUUGCAUUAAAAGCAGAUAAUACUUUACUGUAAGUGUACUUGAUCUGUGAAGCAGAAAGCCAACUACAAUAAAAUAUACAUAACUGUUGUCUGGGGCUGGUUCAUGGCCAGCCACACAGCUAGGUAGCCAGACUCCCCACCUUUUUGUGACAAUGAUAGCACAGAGAAAAGAUUUUGUUCUGAAUAGCCUUUUGUUUUCAGUGAAUGUUCCUGCAAACUUAGACCUAAAAGUUUGGUAGGCAUCCCUAAAUAUAGAUGCAUAUUUAAUUGUGUCAUGGAAGAAGACAAUUGGACAGGCUUGCUUUUAUAUAUAGGUGUUACAGAUGCACACCACUUCUUUCCCCUUACAUCCCAUAACAUUUUCAGUGUUAGGCAAAUCCCUCCCCCCCCAUGCUUCUUAAAGAGAACACUCAACUUGAAUUAGUUUUUAUGCUGCUUUUGUUUGUUAUCUCUUAACCCAAUGUGUUUAUAUGUAUUUAUGUUGUAUUUGUAAAUACUGUUCAAGUGUUUUUGGAAUACACUUUGAUUUGGAGGUUGUUUUUGCAGAAUGGUUUUUAAAAAGCUAUUAAAUUAACUAGAAAUGCAUUUUUUCUUCCUUACACUUUACUUUCCUAAAUAGGUGUAUUGUCCGUGCAUUAAAGGAUCCUAAUACCUUUCUCUUUGAUCAUCUUCUCACCUUAAAACCAGUCAAAUUUUUGGAAGGAGAACUUAUUCAUGAUGUAAGUAUUAAUUUCUAAACUUAAAUAUUAAACACUUGGCAUGCUGCAUGUGAGAUAAAAUUGCUUAACCAUUUUAGUGGGAUUGAAUCACACAGAAGUUAUUUUGCAUUGUGUUGUUUAUAGUGUCUAGGUUUGCAUGUCAUGCAAACACAUAGUUUAGUGUGAUGUGAACCAUUAGGAAAUAAGCCUUGAGCUAACUAGUUACCCUCCCCUCACUCCUAGCUGCUGGAAGGAGUAGCUUAGAAUAUUUUGAUUUUCCUUUUGUUUGAUCACAGCUUGCCAUGCUCAGAUCAACAAAUUGUGGUUAACAUUAACUACAGUUUGUUUCAGACAAACCAACUUCAGACAUAGUUACUGAAGCCAUAUUAUUUAAAUUAAUAAGAGUUGAGAGAAGUAGGCCUCUACAACAAAAUGUUGUAAUCUGAUGAGAGAAGAGGAUGUUGCAGAAUCUUGGGCGCCAGAGAUGGAGGGAGCUGGGGCCCAGCAGGAACAUGAGCUUUUGGAUUUGACAAAUGAACUUGGAAAAAGCCAGAUUAGGAAAGAUAAAGUUUGGACUGAUUUGGAAAUGGGGGGUUGGAUAGACCCCCCUAUGCAGGGAUGUUUGGACUUUCCGAUUCUGGCAAUGGGCCGUGAGAUGUUUGGAGCUGUGGGGGCUCUUAAUUUUGGAGGGAUUCUGAAACAUGUUUUUAAAUACUACAUGGAGUUUAGUCUGGACUAUGGAAAAGGGGCUGAUUUGUUGAAAAGGGUCAAAAACAUUACCAAGCUGGAGUUCCCAUGAGUGAAAGGUGAAUAUGAAGAAGAGCCGCGGAAGGGACAUGGAAGGGACUUAAGGGCCUCAGAUAUAAGGUUACCAGGUUAAUGCGCUAGAUCGAUGGGAUAAAAAGGACUGACAAAACCCGGGACCAGGAGGAAGGGACGCUGGAUGAAGAUUGGAUUGUUUCUAUUUCUUUUUUUUAUCACUAGGAUUGUUUUAUAAAAUUGAUGACUGUUAGACAAAUGUUGGACCGAAAUUACUUGGCUCUAGCAAAAAUGUUUAAAGAAUUAGGCAAGAAUAUUAUGGUUAUGAGAAGUGGGUAAAAAUAAGAUUUAAGUUUUAAGGUUUUUUAUAAGAUAAGAUGAAAAUAGAUUAAGGUAAUGUAAUGACAGAAUAUUAUGAAAUAUGGAAAGGAUAAUUAUUAACUGGGAUACAAAAAAAGGGAGGAGGAGGAGGAGGAGGUCAAAGAAAGAAGGUAAUGAAAGUUGAAGAUUUGAGAAUGUUGGUUUUAUUUUUAUCUGUUUGUGGUGUAUUUUUGUUUUUUGAAUUUGUAUUGUUGGAUGUGGUUUGUUUGUUUUUUUCCUCUUUUUUCUUUUUUUCUUUUUUCUUUCUCUGCUUUGUCUUUUUCUGUAAUUUUAAAAAUUUUCAAUAAAUAUUUUUUUAAAAAAUGUUGUAAUCUAGAGUGCUUCCGGAUUCUGGAUGACCAUUUCAUUUAUCCUCUUCACUUCACAUUUCUUCUUCAACCCUGCUCAGACCUCAUUGGGCUGGGUUAUUUUUGAAGGGUGUAGCAGUGAACCCACUUGUUCUCAAUCCCAAUUGUAUUAAAUUGGGAUUGAGGCACGUAGGCAGUAGGCACGUAGGCAUUUCCUUCUUCCCACCCAAUUGAUAGGGCCCCCCUCCCCGGUUCAGUGUCUUAAUGUGUUUGGGGAUUUUGACCUUUGUCAAUACUGCCCCGUACAGAUUUUUGUUGUAUUUUUACAUACCUGAUUUUUCGCUCUAUAAGACGCACUUUUCCCCUCCUAAAAAGUAAGGGGAAAUGUGUGGGCGUCUUAUGGAGCGAAUGCAGGCUGCGCAGCUUUCGUUGAAGCCAGGAGAGCAAGAGGGAUUGGUUCACCCCAAUCCCUCUUGCUCUCUUGGCUUCGCUUCGCUGGAGAGCCACUCCUCCCGUUUUGCUAGAGAGGCGCUGUGCAGAGAGGGAGAGAACUUUUUUUUUUCCUUGUUCUCCUCCUCUAGAACUAGGUGCGUCUUAUGGAGAGAAAAAUGUGGUAACUCAGGGAUACCACAAGUUUCCUGGUAUUUCUUUCUUCAGCAUUAGUCCCACGGUUUUGGCUACAGAAGCAUAAGCACAGAAAAUAUGAAUUUGUAUUAGUAAAUAGAAAAGUGAGACUUGCACCAGUGUAUCUUGGGGGGGGGGUGACAUAGUUGACAUCAAAUAUUGAGUUCUUUCUCUAACCUGGUUCUGUCUUCAUAUGCAUAUUUUUAAUUGUGUUUUUUAAUGUUUAAAAGUGCAACCAGUUUGCAUGCGUCAGUGUAGCAUGAAAAAGAGAGUGAAAGGUUUUGCCUGGGAGGAGCUUGGAAGGGGGCUAAUUAGCUUCACCUCUGAUCAGUGGACUAUUUUGCUGUAACUUCCUUUUGGUACAGGGGAUGGGGUGAAUACACUGCCCAAUCUCCAAUGCAUUAAAUGCUUUCAGUCUGGCACCAGUUUAACUUUUACUUCACCAGUUACCCCAGCAUCCAACAGUCUCAUGCAAAAGAAACAUAUUUUUGAAUAAGAUGUUGAGGACAAGUGGCUCAUGACCAUCUUAAGCUUCCCAUUUAACUCUAGUUAUUUAAAAGAAAUCAAACCAAGAUUUUAUCCUAAUUGGUUUUAGCUAACUAGACUUAAAAUAAACUGGGCUGUUAAUUAUGCUCUGCUUUUUGGAAAGUAUUCCUCCCCCCCCCCCAAAAAAAAAUUGGUUUACAAUAAUUUGUACGUAGCAGGAAACUGGUUUAGUCAAAAGGGAAAGUAGAAGCAUUCACUCUCGUUCUGAUCUUUGCAGAGGAGGAGAAAGAUGGGGAGUGGGAAGUGUGUGAGUUCAAGUUGCCACGGCUCCUUUACAGUCAUCCCUAACCCCGUGACAGGCAAUCUGUGGCCCUUCAGAUGCAGUUGGACUUGAUCUUCUGUCAUCCUUGAGUAUUGGGCAUUCCAAUGGACUUGAUGAGAAUUGGAGUCCAACAACAUCUGGAGGGCCACAAGUGUCCCACCCUUGCUGUACACCAUGGCAGCUUGAAUUCAACCAGUAUUUUCUGUUCUGUUCUCUAAAUGAAAUGUCCGGGAGAUGUCUGCUAAAUUAGACAUGUUCAUAUCUUGUCCUGUCCUCAUAAUUGACAAUUUCUUUCUUUGUAGCUUUUGACAAUUUUUGUUAGUGCCAAGUUAGCAUCCUAUGUCCGGUUUUAUCAGAACAACAAGGACUUCAUUGAUUCUCUUGGUAAGUUUUUUUCUUUCUUUUUUAAUGCACAUUUGGUGUACCCAAGACAUGGCUGUGAUAUAAACCUAGCUCAGCUACUCAGAAGGAGGUGCUGUGACUGUCCACUUGCUCUGCUAACUGUGUCUAGUUCCAGGAUGAGUACCCUUUUUUGCCUUGUGGGCACAGUUACCUUAUACCAACCAUGUGGAGGCUUCAUACAGAUCAGCUGAGGAGGGGAGUAAUGGCUGCUAUCCACUUACCAAAUGGUUGAUCUCAUGACUAGGGAGGGGGCAAUUUGCAUCCCCAUCAGGGCACUGGGCUUCACCCACUCCAGUCCUGUUUCCCCAGCCCCUGCUAGCUCCAAAAUGUAUGGGGUCUGAAGGAGCCAGGAAAAUUGGCUGCAUGGAGCAGGGAUCAGAUCAGGCUCCUGAACUUGUGGUUUGCCUUUAAAAAGGAUUUAAAGUUUAUCCUUGGGUUCUCCAGUGCUGUUUGAGAUUUUGUCCACUCAUGGCUUCACCAGUUGGAAUGGAUCCCACACUCCAAGGCACUCAGGCGCUUUACUGAUCUGCAGGCAACCCCGAGAGAGUUGUUCCCAGGGUGCUUAUGUUCUACCACAAUAGGGCUUUCUUUCCAGUUGUGUGUGCUUGUAGUUACAUAAUCUCAAAAACUGUAUCAGAAUACAGUUGUUUAGUUUAGCGACUGUUCAUUCUGAACUGAAUGCUUUUCUUUUGCUGUCUUUUGUGUUUGAACUGUGGUUUUCAAGCAUCCACUUGGAAAGUCACAGGAACAGUAAAUCCUGUGGGAGCAGGUGUUAUUAUUGAAUCUGCAUUUCUAAACUGAAAAUAGCCAGUUUGAGAAUUCUGACAGCACUCCCAAGUUAUAUCCACUAUGUUAUUCAUCGAUGAGAGGUAGAGAAAGAUUUCCCAGUGUUUAUUGUCUAAAUGACUAAGAAAGAGGCCUGUUGUUUGAGUGAAGAUAGCCUCCAUCUUGUCUUCUUGCUUUUCUUCAGUUAGUCACAUACUCCACCUGUGCACUAAGCACGCAGCAGUUAUCAACAGUGCUGCAUGAGUGUUGAGGGGGAAACCCGACAUAGUGCAAGAGUGCUGCAUAAAUGGCCUACCAAGCGUUGUGGGGGCAGCCCCAUUUCCACAAAGCUGGCAACCUACGUGCAACAGAGAAACAUGCAGGCUGCUGCAUGGAUGAGGUGCUGUUUGAGGAACAACCAAACCCCCUUGUUGUAGGAUCAUGAUGUGAAUCAACCAAAUCUCCCUCUAACAAGGCUGAAGUACAGUCAGAUUGAGCACUUGCAAGUGUUCUUAUGCAAGCUUAAUCUUUUUGCAGAUGCAUUAAACCUUGCAAACCACAUUCUGUCCCAGUUAAUAUGUUUCAUAGGAUGAAGCUUUGUGAUGGAAUGUUAAUGUCAGCAGCCUCUUUAUUUACACACUGUGGAAAGAAAGGAGUAGUAAUUAACACUUUGGCACUCCCCCAUUGAUGUGUAAUUGACUGUUUCAAAAGAGCACUGGUUCAUAAGCUAUUGCAUGCAUGAAAAUUACUUUUUCUGUAUUGCAGCAUUUUAGGACAAGGGUCAGUGACAAUGCAAAAAUUGUUCAAUGAUGCAAGCUUUUAUAUUAUGACAUUAAGGUUUAGAUAUACUGGUAAUGAAUAAAUGUUUCCAUAAAAUUGGGAUUUAAAAAAAUAGUGACCAGAAUGGAGGUUAAUUUUACUUGAAAAGGAAAGGGUAAUAGGCUUUAAAACAUACAAAUCUUUUUAGCACUAGGUAGAAUCCUGAAAACAAAGGUGAACAUUCCUCAAUUUAAGAUAGAAAUUUUAGAAAGAAAAAUAUAUUAUUUUUCUUAAUGAAAACAAAGAAAGCUUUUCACCUUAUGGUAGCUGAUAUAGCCACUGCUUGAAUGUUACAAAAGCAUGCACGUGACUAUAUUGCUCAUUAAAUAUCAGGUAAUUUUUUAAAAAUCUGAGUAAUGGAGCCUCUCCUAGGAUGUUACCAUAGAUUAGAUUGUGCCAAUCAAGUGCAUUCAAAGGCAACUUGUUUCAUUUGGGUGUAGUAUAAACAUAACAAAUUCUUGUGCAAUGGAUUAAACCAACUAAUCUACCAUUAGUUAUACUUCUAGUAAACCCAUUGAAAUAAAUGGAUUUAAGUAACUUAGGUUCUUUGAUUUCAGUGGAUCUACUCUUGAGUAUGACUAGGUCAUCCAUUGUCUGUGUGUGAAAAUAAUGUAUUUUUUAUGUAUUUGAAAUGCAUUCAGAUAUGGAGAAUAGCACAGAACACAUCUAAUUCUUUUUGGGCCAACCAAUUAAGCCAGCCGAGAUUGUUGGGUUUUUUUUUAACUUUUACGGUAUUGGAAAUAAUCCUCUAAAUCGCUAGUAUGCUUUUUAUACUGUAAUGUUUUCUAUUUUUUACAAUUAAUGUUUUCCCUCAUUUUAUCCCCCUGCUGGUUUUAUUUUUCUUCAAAAUUAAUAACAAGGCUUGCCAAUCUAAAUCAUCUAUUCAGCAAAAGCUCUCACAAGUGGCAUCAGUUUGUUACAAUGUGUUGUUUUAUUAAUGCUGACAAGUUAGGCCAACAGUUGUAUUAUCAUGUGUCAACUGUGAAUCGCCCUAACAUGUUCACAUUUAAAUCUGGUAGUAUGGGCAACCUUUUUACUUUAGCAGGGUAAUUAACAUCUCAUUUGCAUUUGUUAAUUAGAGUUUAUGAGCACUAAUUGAUUUUUUGUGCUUGUAGAUUUCCAUUAAAACCAGUUAGCUAUAGUUUCUGAAGCUCCCUAUUCGCUUGAGUUAUGAUGAUCACAUUUUUGUUGAAUUGGUGCCAGAUAAAUAGCCUUCAUCAUAAUUACUGCUAAUUAACACAACAUUAUGUCUGGUAGUAAUGUGCUUCCCUGCGCUUCUAUUAGUCUAACAGUGUUAUUAAUUCCAAACAUAAAUAUUUGUUGAGUGUUCAGGUUAUCUCAUCCAUACUUCUUUUCCAAUGUCUGAAACUUUAAAGAGACUAUUUUACAGAAACGUUAUUCAACUAUUUUGUAAAAACAAAUAAAGUAAAUUUACACCAACUUAUUUUUUGUUUGCUGUUCACAUAUUGCUGCAUAUUGUAUUAUAGCCUUCCCCAACCUGGUGCCCUCCAGAUGUUUUAGGACUAGAAUUCCCAUCUGCCUCAGGAGAUGGGGAGAACUGCUGUAACAUCACACUUUUGUAUCCUAAGAACUUCACAAUCAAUAGCAUUUGUAGAAUUCAAUAAGAUGACAUCCUGUUCCUCCUAUGUAAAUGAAUGCAUAAAAUACAAAUUGGUCAUAAUAUGGAAUGAGUAAUAUCAACAAGAAACUGAAUAUGUAUCUUCCAUAAACUUACAACGUAUUUUGAAAUCAGCUCUGUAACUACCCUAAGAAUUAAGGACCGUAAGAGUUGACACUUGGAAUGUGAACCUCUUGCGGUGGGGAUGGCAGGUCACAGUUGCCUCAGUAUGUCUCACUUGUACUAUAGAAAGGGAUUGUUAACUGGGGUGUGUAGGGGGGGUGCAAGUAGUAUGUUAUGUACUUAGUAUCUCUUCCAUGCUGCAUAGAUGAAAGGGGCGGUAGGAUCACACCUACUAACUCUGUCCUGACAUUGGUGCAACAUCUGUUACAUGAGUGUGCAAAGAAAAGAUGUAGUUGCAUAAAAGCAGCCAGUCACAGAAGCACCAACUGUUUUUCAUGCAAUGGUUAAGAUUUCUUGGAAGCAUUUUGGUUUUCCCAAUAUUACUUCAUAUCUAGCACUCUGCCACUGCUGAGCACAGAACAAAAUCUAGCACCAGGUGACAAUGGAGGAUGACCCUCAAUCCUAAAUAAACAGGCCUACUAUUCUGCAAGAAGAAACAAAUUCAUUCUCUAUCUUCACCUCCUGUAUUCCGUUCUUAAUGCAAACUGACCUUAUUUACACCUCUUGGAAUAAAUUAAAGAUCCGAACAUAAUACUGUAAUCCUUCAGUUUUUGUACUGUGAAUUUUGCAGUGCAGUUCUCCCAAAAAGUAUCUAACUGCCUGACGUGGAUCAACAAUUCCUAGCAAAAACUUACACUGUAGUGUGAUCUCUAAUGCAGGUUUAUUGCAUGAACAGAACAUGGCAAAAAUGCGACUGCUCACCUUUAUGGGAAUGGCUGUGGAAAACAAGGAAAUCUCAUUUGACACCAUGCAGCAGGAACUUCAGGUUGGAGCUGAUGAUGUUGAAGCAUUUGUUAUUGAUGGUAAGAGAGGUUAUAUGAUCCUAUUAUAUGCUGGCUGAUAAGACCUUUACUGAUACUGAAAACCUGUACAACUGUUAAUGAUUUGAAGCAGGCGGUUAGGAUGUCACAGUCACCUUUUUGCUUCUUUUGGUAAAGUGCAUCAUCACUGGUGUGGAAACUGCAGUGAAGACUCAAACGGUGCCCGUGCUAUAAUCCAGUAGCCAGUGUAAAGUCCUGAAUUGGGUCGUUUUGGGGUAGGGUCCCUCGUAGAUUCUCCAGACCCAAUUCUUGGGUUCUUCAGGUAUGCCAGCAUGGAGCUGACAAGGGGAAGGGGAGCGUAUUCCACCCUGGUGCAGACAGCAAACAGGAUUGCUUUAUUGUUGUAACCACAAUUUGAAUGCAAUAGUUGACUAUGCAGUGUUUCUUGUACUGUUUUGUGAUAUAUUAGAAACCCACCUUUUAAUUGUUGCUCUUUGUUAAAUUGCAUGUGAUUUCCAGUGAGAACCUCCUUGUAGAAAGUGCACAUAGUACACUCUUACAUAUAAAGCACUAUGCAAGGCUUAGUGAAAUACAUUUUUCUGCAUGCCAUGGUAUAACGACAAAAAUUGAACACCCGUUGAAAGGACAUCCCUAUAUUCACUUCAGUUCCAGGGGAUUACUGAAGCUCUUAUCAGUUAGGGUUUCAACACAUGUUAAAAGAAAUUCAUCAUAAUGUAUUUGUUCUUUGCAGCUGUAAAGACAAAGAUGGUGCAUUGCAAAAUUGAUCAAACACAGAGAAAAGUAGUGGUCAGGUGAGUCUUAAAUCUUUUUGUGAAGCAACUUAGUGCAGUGCUAAUUAUAGCACUUAAACAUCUGUUUAAUAUUUUUACUAGACGCAAGAUAUUCCUAUCAGUUGCCUGUAGUUAAAUAGUUGCUAUUUAUCAUAAUUUUAUUAAAGCACAGACUGAAUGUGAUUAGCUUAUUUAAUGAAAGAGUCCUAUUUUCCAGCACAUUUCAUUUAAUGGCCAAACAGUGGUAAGAAUACUAAUGAGUUUUGUCUGAGGUUUUUAAGUACUGACGAAGGCUGCAGAAUACCAGACUAGCUGGUCUAUAAAGCCUUGUUAUAGAGGGUAAAACAGUUUUGUUUUCACAUCUUAUCUCAUGUUUUAUUUUUUUCUCAAUACAUAUGUACCGAAAAUAUGGUAUGUGUUUUUGAAAGCAGAACUUUGAUGCAAUUCCUUUUACAUUUCUUUAUUUUAGUCACAGCACACAUCGAACCUUUGGAAAACAGCAGUGGCAACAGCUGUAUGAUACACUUAACUUCUGGAAACUAAAUUUGAAUCAAGUGAAAAACAGUCUCCUUAGCUUGUCAGACACCUGAUUAUUUGAUGUAAUAUUUAGUUUGUAUUGGAUGGAAACUCAGCUAUAUUAAACCAUUCAACUUAAUAUUGUGAACUUUUUAUUGAAAAUAUCUAAUUGGCUGAAAUACAUAAAAUAAGUUGAACUACAGGCUGAUAAAGCAAUAAACUUUAAACCAGAAUGAAUCCUGUUCCCCUGUUCUGUUUUAUAAUCAUAAGAUCUUAUAUUCUGGCAUAAAGAAGUAGGAUAGUCAUAUGAUUUUUAUAAAUGUGGUAUUUUCUGACCUUUAGUUGGUAACUUUCAAAUGAAAUAGCUAUUCUAAAGUAUUCUUUUUUAAAAACUAAGGUAGACAAACCUGCAGAAAUGAAAGCAGUUUUCUUAAUACAUGACAUUUGCUCAUAUAUGUCACCAGUCAAAGACUUUAUCAAAACAAUUACAUUAUGCUUCUGCUUUAUCUGUUGUUAAUGUUUUUUCUGUAUCUUCCUCGUGCUUUCUCUUUCUUGGGUGGCCAAAACUUUUUAAAUGCAGAAACCUUUCAAUAUUGUCAAUUCGUGUUUUUAUGAAGACAUUUUGUGAUUUCCAGUCUUUCUCUUCAGUGUUCUGUGAGCUCUGCUUUAAAAUAGCUGCACUGACUUCUGAGAGUGGUUGAGAAGUCUUCUGUUGUCCUAAUGGGCACUCUGUUGUGACCUAAAAUCCACACAUAAGACAUUAAAGAUUUCAUUUUCUCAUGGCUGAUCAACACUCCACUGGACACUCUUCUAGACAUUAUAUAGGCAUAUACAUUGGGUGUUUAUGCACUGAUUUCUGCUGUUUACGUAUUGGAGAUAUAACGAAUUGGCAUCUGUGGGUAUUUUUGUACUGGCCUUCAAUCAUAUUCCCAGUGCAUUUUUAAAGAAACAAAAAAAAAUUGAAAUGUAAACAAAAUAAAAUGCCAUCAAAUUACAAAAGCAGGCAAGGCAAGGAAGAUUAAAAUUGUAUCUUAAAAGCUUGGAACUACAGAGCGUUUUUUGGUGCCAAAACGACAAGUAAGUGCUGGGAAACGUCCCUCUCUAUCAGAUUGCAGUUAUGAUUUACAAAUGGGCAUUGAUUGCACUUUAAAAGGAAGCACAAUUCCUAUCCUUUCCCACAUGUACAUGAAGAUUGUUUUGUAAAAGAAGAUUCUCUAAACUUCCUGCCAAUUUCUAAUUUAAAAUUCUUCAAAUAUUACUGGGGGGGAGUGGGACAGUGCAUGGAGGGUAAAGAGCACCUUUCACACCCUGUCCCACCCCUGCUGGUGCCCAGGUGCAGACAGAGCACAGAGGGUACUCGCAUGCCCUGCAGGGGCUGGGUGAAUGCAUGGAGGGAGCCCUCCACGCUCAUCCAGUCUCCACUGCUGACACGCUCACAUGUGGGGGGGGAGUGCCCAAGAUUCUGCACCUGGGGUCAUGGCCCCCCAUGCUAUGCCCCUGCCACCACAAUCAGUUGUGAUUACUAACAAUGUAAGGCAAGUAAGGUAGCUAGGAUGGCUUUGGGGAAUAGGAAAACAAGCGGGGUGGGGGGAGGAAUCAGGUGGUGUUCUCCCACUCAGAUUUUGUUCCAAGUAGAAGUAUUUCAGAGCCACAAACUCAGUUUGAGGAGGGCUUGCAACUUGCCCCAGGGGUGGUCUGAGUCUAAAGGAACUGGGAAUAGUCUAGUAGUUAAGCCUAUUGUUGAGGUACUGAAUGUUCCAGGUGUCUUAUGAAAAAAGGAAGAAUGAGUCAAUUUGAUUGCUUGAGACCCUAACCAAAGAUUGGUCUCAGGAGGGCAGGAAAAGAGAGAUCUUCUCAAUAAGCCCCAGACAGCACUACACAAAGCCUGUUUUUAAUAGGGUGGAGCACUCCUCAGGCAUACUGUAUUUUUGCCAAAUUGCCUUUUUUUUGUCUUACUAGAUUUGUGCCACAUAUGAUGGUACAGUGCUCUAGCAUGACUUACUUUAUUUCAUGAUGUAGUUGAUGGAUUGGUCACGUACAAAACUGAUUAACUUGCCGGAUCAACCUAAAUGCACAUUUGCUUUUGUUUUCUUUCAGUGUAGUCGGGUUUAAAAUAGUAAAUACUUUGUAGUUUCUAAAAGUGAAGAUCCACUUUGUUAAUGUCAAGUACUAAUUUGAACAUGUUGUGUUUAGUAUUGUUAUUACAUAAGAGAUUGAGCAUGGGUAGACAAACUAAGGCCCAGGGGGCCGGAUCUGGCCGAAUCACCUUCUAAAUCCAGCUUGCAGACGGUCCGGGAAUCAACAUGUUUUUACAUGAGUAGAAUAUGUACUUUUAUUUAAAAUGCAUCUCUGGGUUAUUUGUGGAGCAUAGGAAUUAAAAAAAAACACCAUAGUCCAGCCCCCCCCCCCCAAGGUCUGAGGGACAGUGGACCGGUCCCCUGCUGAAAAAGUUUGCUGACCCCUGAGAUUGAGGAACUAAAUAAAAUGUUAGGUAUACUUUCAUCUCUAAGAACAGAUUUAGAUUGGGUGACAGGAAACUACAAACUAC